AGCAGCCAAAACAUCAGGCCGAAGUCGAGUCCGCCCUUUGUUGCUCGUAGGACAAUCACGAUGAGCAUGCAAUUCUCUUAAUAUUUACACAUUAUGUUCUCCUCUUCAGGAAGUGGCAAGAAGCCGCCUCUACAGGAGAUGGUUCAGGUCGACAGGUCCGACUCAGCAUCCCCGUUCUGGAGAGGCCCGCAGAGAGAGUCAAGUGUAACGGGGAAGAAGGCGAGCCGAGACCCGAGCCUUGUUGUCGGGUCAGCCUAUUCGCAUGCCGAUGCUCUCAAAGUCGACUCGCUGAACCUCUCAGGCUCGGGCUCUCGACCAAAGACCCCGCCGACCUCCGCCUCAGCACAUGCCCGAAGCUCAACCGCCUCACCCCAAGCGAAGCCACCGGCCCGGCGGUCGUCUCCGCCGCUGAAGACCUACAUGAACUUCCUAUCCAACACCAACGAUGACUGGAACGUCGAUGACGCAGAGGACAUGUAUGGCUAUGAAGAUGACGACGGCGACGACUUUGGGCUUCCAAGCCUGUCGAACAUGAAAAGGAGGACCAGGCGGAUUGCAGCCCAGAACAGGCCGGGCGGCCCCAGUGGCGGCCUGUCGCCGAUAGACGAUGGAUUUGGCCUCAAGACGCGGCGAUACUCCGACAGCGCCGACAUUGCCAUCGAACGCCCAGCACCGGCCUAUCCCGUGCCCAAGAAGAGCGAAGGGAAGAUACUACGACCGCAGUACAAAGACAUUCUUAGCGACCCCGCGAACGCAUUACAUCUCAUAGACCACCCAUCAGCCCCGGCUAACGCGACUCCCAAGGAGGUCGAUGCUAUAAAUUCGAGGAUAACCAGGAUAAACAAGUUUAAGAAGAUCCUCCAGGCCUCAACGAUACCCCUACCCGAACUCAGAGCGCUGGCAUGGUCCGGCGUGCCGGAAGAAGUCCGAGCGAUAACGUGGCAGCUGCUUCUGAGCUACCUGCCGACCAGCAGCGAGAGGAGAGUUGCGACGCUGGAGCGGAAACGAAAGGAAUACUUGGACGGGGUGCGGCAAGCCUUCGAAAGAGGAGGGAAUGCGGCGAGCCCGAGCGGGAAGGCGAGAGGCCUGGACGAGGCUAUCUGGCACCAGAUCAGCAUAGACGUUCCCCGAACCAGCCCCCACAUCGAACUGUACAGCUACGAGGCAACCCAGCGCUCGCUGGAGCGGAUAUUGUACGUCUGGGCGGUGCGGCACCCGGCGAGCGGCUAUGUCCAGGGGAUCAACGACCUCGUCACCCCGUUUUGGCAGGUAUUCCUGGGCAUGUAUAUCACCGAUCCGGACAUCCAAAGUGGCAUGGACCCCGGCCAGCUCCCUAAGGCGGUGCUGGAUGCGGUCGAGGCCGACUCAUUCUGGUGCCUGACAAAGCUCCUCGAUGGGAUCCAAGAUCACUACAUCGUUGCACAGCCGGGCAUUCAGCGCCAGGUUGCUGCCCUGCGAGACCUCACAGCCAGGAUAGACGAGGGGCUUGCUAGACACCUGGAGAGGGAAAAUGUCGAGUUCAUACAGUUCAGCUUCAGGUGGAUGAACUGUCUCCUCAUGAGGGAGAUCAGCGUCAAGAAUACUAUCAGAAUGUGGGACACUUAUAUGGCCGAAGAGCAAGGCUUCUCCGAAUUCCAUCUCUACGUCUGCGCGGCUUUCCUGGUGAAGUGGUCCGACAAGCUCGUCAAGAUGGACUUCCAGGAGAUUAUGAUGUUCCUCCAGUCACUGCCGACGCGCGACUGGACCGAGAAGGACAUCGAGCUCCUGCUCAGCGAGGCCUACAUCUGGCAGAGCCUCUUCAAAGGCUCGUCGGCGCAUCUGCGUAGUCCCGCAAACAGGACCCCGUCCAUGCACAUGCAGCUAUGACGAGCUGAACAGCCCAUCUAUCCGUUAAGGUGCAGCGUCCGGGAAUUCUGUCCGAAAGAGCCAUCACAGCACCCGACUCAAUCC
Phialemonium atrogriseum is the source of this 1950-nucleotide messenger RNA. RefSeq names its product GTPase activating protein. The record is from RefSeq and is a predicted model, not a curated record. The coding region runs from base 94 to 1866 and encodes 590 amino acids. NCBI's taxonomy places the organism in Eukaryota, Fungi, Ascomycota, Sordariomycetes, Cephalothecales, Cephalothecaceae. Gene Ontology annotation, biological process: activation of GTPase activity. Gene Ontology annotation, molecular function: GTPase activator activity. The transcript has 6 exons. Gene Ontology annotation, cellular component: Golgi apparatus.